Messenger RNA from Anguilla rostrata (American eel), 2748 nucleotides. RefSeq names its product proline-rich protein 5-like. Gene Ontology annotation, biological process: TORC2 signaling. The record is from RefSeq and is a predicted model, not a curated record. Gene Ontology annotation, cellular component: TORC2 complex. NCBI's taxonomy places the organism in Eukaryota, Metazoa, Chordata, Actinopteri, Anguilliformes, Anguillidae. The transcript has 10 exons. Bases 845 to 1906 code for a protein of 353 amino acids.
UUCCGUGCGAAUCCUCGUCUGGGGGCAGGAACGAGAACGACCGAGGGCUGUACCGCUUGGUUUGCAGAACCGUAAGGUUCCAACGACUAAUACAUUAAAGAGAGACACAAACAAUGCCGUACUUGUUACGCUUUAACAAUACAGAACAUAAGCGUCGCUCGCUCUGGACAAGCUUCAACGGCGUGUUUUGUGUGACUAAAACAAUGUUAUGCUAACUUGUUCAACUUCCUUUGUGAGUAGGCUAGCUGGCAAACUUGAGUCGACGUGCACUGCGUGGCUACGGAGAUUGUUAAUGGGCUACUCUUGAAAAAAUUAAAUGGAUGUACCGACAUUUCUUUUCUCCAUCAAAUGUACUGGAAGAUGUCCGAGUGCGUCUGCACUAAUUGAUGCCGGAAUGUUAUGACUUUGAUGUUGUUGACUCUUUUCAAGCAAUGCCAGUGCGGCGAUGUAGAAUGUAGCCUAAGCGUCCAUGCAUUCAUUCGAUGCUUUUCAAUAAAGACCGAAAAAGAAACCCAAGUUUAAAGGAGUCUUUUGAAGUUGGGGUUGUAGACUGAGGCACACGCUGCUCACCUGCCUGGUGAUUGAUUGGCUAAAGCAUACCGAUAACAUUUUGUGCGCACUGAAUGGCUAAUUUAAUUCAUGUGAAUGAGCUCGAACAUGUACGGAAUAACAAGCGGAUGGAAAAGUGAAAUAACGUUGGACCAAGCAUAGGAGUCGGGUGACGGUCCCCGGUGUUUGGGACCUGUUGGGGCCCCCCUGAGCCUGCUUUGGGUGCUGGUCCCCUGUGUUUGGGACCUGUUGGGGCCCCCCUGAGCCUGCUUUGGGUGCAGCGUGGGCCGGGGCGAUGGGGUCUUUUCGGCGGACGCGACCGCGCUUCAUGAGCUCCCCGGUGCUGACGGACCUGCCCCGCUUCCACGCCAGCCUGUCCAGCCUGCAGCUGUCCAACGCCAGCGUCUGGAACAGUGUCCAGUCCGCAGUGAUCAAGGUGUUCCAGGGUGUGGGUCUGCAGGCCAAUGAGCUCUACUCCCUCAACGAGAGCAUCAGGUGGCUCCUCAAGACUGAGCUGGGCUCCUUCAUCACAGAGUACUUCCAGAAUCAGCUCCUGAACAAAGGCCUGGUACACAUUACAGAGAAGAUCCUGCUUUAUGAGGGCGACAGCCAGCUCCUCAUCCUGUCGGAGAUGUGGGGAAGGUUUUUCACCGAAAUUCUGCCGACCCUGCAGGCCAUAUUCUACCCAGUGCAGGGUCAGGAGCUGACGGUGCGGCAGAUGGCCCUGCUGGGUUUCCGGGACCUGGUGCUGCUCAAGCUGCCAUUGGACGAGCUGCUGCCGGCUGUCCCGCCCCCUCCGCCCCCAGCCAUCACGCAGAUGCUGCUGGUCCUGCAGGGUAUUCAUGAGACCAACGGACCCACUCAGCAGUACCAUGAGCUGGAGAAGCUGGUGGAGAUGGUCGUCUCUCCCUACCUGGGAAACUACCUCCACCGCAGCCGCACUGCCUGCUAUAUGGAGUGCCGUGUGGCGCGCUCCAGGCCGAUGGGCGUGGCGCAGUUCGGGCAGCCGGAGAUCCUGGUGACCCAGCAUUCCACGGACUCCUGCUCGCUGGCGCCCCUGGUGGAGCAGGAGGGCGAGGCCUACCUGGAGAAGGUGGGCGGGGUGCGGCGCCACACGGUGGCCAACGCCCAUUCGGACCUGCAGCUGCUGUCGGUGGCCAGCCUGAUGCGCCCUGGGAUGGUGGAGGACUGCGGAGGAGGCGGGGUCGGCGGCGGCGUUGUGGGCGGGGCCGGGAACGGCGGGGUCGGCCCGAGGCCCUUCGCCAGCGAACCCCACAUUCUGGAGUCUCCGGUGGGUGUGGUCGUUCUCUCCAGGCAACAGGGGUCUGCCGAGCUCGGCUGUGCCCCCCCCAGCUAGCGGGGGGGGGGGGGGGGGCAGGGGGUGGGGGAUGCCCCGUGGACUUACCGAAACUCUGGGAGUGGACGGCUCUGCUUAAGAGUGGAACCCAGCUGCCAUAACUGGAUUAAUACAGACUGGGAUCCGUCCAGCAAUGACUCUUUGAGUUAUUUUUUUAAAAACAAACCUCCGGUUCUCCUCAAAGGGCGGGAGAAGCUGAGGAGUGGGCCUGGGAGCGGUCUCAGCGCUGCAGUCAGCGAACGGGGAAGACUGGUCUGGGCUCACCUGUACAAGAGGCCCUCAGGUGUGUGGGGUUUACACCUGUCUCAACCCCACACAGUGGAACGAUGGGAGUUACCACAGAGUUUCAACCGGAAGAGUCUGUCAUUUUGGCUUCUGCCUGUCCUUGACUCUUAACAGAUGAUGAAACGCGUCUUCUACCCCCAACUGGUGUACAGAGAGGCCAGGCCUCCAAAGACAAGCAAUGUCAGCAGCGGGUUCUGGCCAGGUAUGCUGGGGAAGCGUGCAGCAGCACCAACCUCUCAUUGUUUUCAAUAAACAUAGGAAUUCCGGUACAAAGACCACUCAACUUUCAACCUUUAUCUAGACUUUUUACACGGGCAACGCAAAGCCAGUCUUGUUUAGUGUUGGUUUUAAAUGCUUCAUGACAAAUAUGUUUCACUAAUAAAAUGUUCUUACCCCCUAUUUCUUUUUUAAAAUUAAAUGUGUUGUAAGUGAUAAUUAUAAUUUAAAACUGACAUAGAUGUCAUAUGCCUGUUAAUCAUGAUUUAUUUGGUUUAAUCUGUGGAGCAAAUUUAAUGAUUUUACUCAUAAAACUACAAUAAAAUGAACAGGUGCAACAA